Molecule: messenger RNA, 1725 nt
Organism: Cheilinus undulatus (humphead wrasse)
Lineage: Eukaryota; Metazoa; Chordata; Actinopteri; Labriformes; Labridae
Gene: atxn7l3b
Product: ataxin 7 like 3b
Exons: 9
Coding region: 305-910 (201 amino acids)
Biological process (GO): regulation of transcription by RNA polymerase II; positive regulation of DNA-templated transcription
Cellular component (GO): SAGA complex; DUBm complex
Molecular function (GO): transcription coactivator activity
Source: RefSeq, a predicted model, not a curated record
UCGACUGUAGUCCAUUUGUUAUUUCUUUAACAACAAAAACCAUUAAAUUCCCUGCAAAGGCGUUUUACAGUUACUUUGUUGUCAUGUCGGCUUUAUAUAAGGAACAUGGUUAGCUGCUAGCUGUAGCCGCUGUUGAUCUGGAGGCUUUGUGUGGAGGAAAACAGCCGCCUCUCUUGAUCUCUUGGUUAUAAACGUGGGAAGACUCUCCCGGCAGUUUUUCACCGAGCAGUUCCCUGUUUUGGCCAAUGCUUGCUGCGCUACAGCAUGACCACAGCAGUGUCGGCUCAUCUGGUAGUUCUGGCAAAUGAAAAUGGAGGAGGUUUCAAUGUCCAGCCUGGACAACAGCAAGCUGGAGGGCCUAGCUCAGGACAUCCUGUCUGACCUGGUGGAGGAUGCAUGCCUGGGUCUUUGCUUCGAGGUCCACCGGGCCGUCAAGCAGGGCUACUUUUUCCUGGAUGACACGGACCAAGAAAGCAUGAGGGACUUUGAAAUUGUGGACCAGCCAGGACUGGAUGUGUUUGGCCAGGUGUACAACCAGUGGAAAAACAAGGAGUGCGUGUGUCCCAACUGCAGCCGAAGUAUCGCCGCGUCACGUUUUGCCCCACACCUGGAGAAAUGUCUGGGGAUGGGGCGCAACAGCAGCCGCAUAGCCAACCGAAGAAUAGUCACCGGAAACAACACCAACAACAAAUCAGAAAGUGACCAAGAGGAUAACGAUGAUGUCAACGAUAAUGACUGGUCCUACGGGGCAGAAAAGAAAGCCAAGAAAAGGAAAUCUGACAAGAAUCCAAACUCACCCAGAAGAUCAAAAUCGUUUAAACAUAAGAACAGCAUGAUGGGUCCUAGACGUCGCAUGGACAACCAGGAGAGCCCGCGCAUGCUAAUGAAAGACGAGGCAUUCCCUCAAUAACACACUCAGCCACAAAACACAAUUUCCAUCGUGUGUCCACGCACACACAAACGUACACACGGGAAGACCAAUAAGACUUCUCUCAUGGUUCUUUAUGUUGUGAAAUCAAUGGACGUCAAUGUUAAAGGUGACUUUUUUGGCGUUUGCUGCUCUGCUAAAGCAGUCUCGACCUCCCACUGUAUACUUGACAGAUUUUUUUUUUUUUUUUCACAAAAUCAUCGUACCAACACUUUUGGUUAAUUUUGUUUCUUUUUUUCUCUCUUUUUGCUGGAGUCCAAAAUAAUGAAUAUCAGCGUUUGUAAUGACACUGCACGGAGGUAGAUUCUUUCAGAGGCCAAGCAGAGGCAGCUGUGUUAAGAGUGAAAGUGUGCACAUACAAUAUGUUGUUUCUUUAAAAUACUGAAAUGAUUAGCCAGUAGGUCUUCUUAUAAUUCCUCACCUUUUGAAAAAAACAGUGUCAAAGACAAUCAUUACAAAUGGUUUGUCUUUUUUUGUUUUUACUUCAGUCUCAUAGUCCCUCGGAGUGUGACAUUCACUCAUGGAAACUUGAUUUGAAAUGCUCAGAAAAAGAACCCAUGACUGUACACGCAGCAUAUUUCUGCUGCAGGAAGCAGGUUUGUUUGUUUCAUUUUUUUUUUGGUGAAUAGAUCAGCUUGUUUUCUAGCAUUCAAAAUGUCUUUGUAUCAUGUGUUUACAUUGUAAAGGGUUAUAUAUAUCCUUGGUGUGAAGUGAUAGUGUAAAUAUUCCAAUAGUUGAAUUGCUGCUAUCAUGGCUCAGUUUGUUUCAUUUGUCUAGCAUAAUAAAUGAUUUGUUAC